AAAACAGGCUUUUCAUUGACGUCAUUGCCAAGGAUUUGCAAAUGUUCAUUCAUAAAACUAGAUAUUUAAUAUUUUUUAUACAGCAUUACAAGAACCCAUAACGACACAAAAACGCACAUACACAGAUGCAUACACAUUAUUCUCUGAAGUGCAGUGGUGCACAUGUGCGAUAAGAAAAUUCAAUCAAUCAGUGCUAAAUUGAAGUUCACUGAGAAGGAAGAAAUCGGAGAACUUCUUUGACUACGGAAUCGCAAAUGGUGUCGGCUUUGCGAGCUAACGAUUUGUAUAAAAGCGGCAAAAAUUCCCUCAGGAGGUCAGUCAAGUCAGAGCGAAUAGCCCGACAAGGACAUAUUCCAAGUGCGCCAAACAGCAUUUAAAUAAAAAACGGUAUAUAAAUAUUAUAACUCUAACAUAAAAGGAUAAGCAAAGAGUAAACUAAGCGAAACGAUAAGAUGGGAUUUGGGUAUUGGCAGUUGAAGGCAACUGUCAUUUACCUACUUGUAGUCAGCAGUUUGGCUCGAAUUGAGCCGGACACUUGCGACCGUGAAUAUUGUUAUGAACGUUUCGAAGGUGAAAGUGGUCGAUACUCAAACGGUGAUGUAAACUGGUUGCGAGAAAAUGCGUCUUACAGGAAAUCUACUAAUACAGACUUUGAUGCCACACUAAGGACAUAUCGCCCAAUCAAAUCUGAUAAACAGCAGCAAAAUAUUGUAAGUACCACCAAACUUGGCAACGAGUAUGUGGAACAGCGCAGUUCAGACAAAAGCAAUGACGGUCAACAGGGUCAAAACAAUCAGUUAAAUGAUCGCGAUGAACGAAUCACUGCUGACAGGCGCUACAAUAACGAUGAGCGGCGAGUAAUUUCGAUGAACGAACGCGCAGAAACCCGUGAGAACCGACGGGAGUUUGAAGAUCGCGUAGAACGAUUUGCUUCUAACAGGAUUUUUGAGGAUAAUGAGGAACGACGAGCACAUAAUAGAAAUACUGAUGAGAGGGCAGGACGUGGAGAUGAACGCCGGGAUAUUAUCGCUCGCGCUCAAACCCGUGAGGACCAAAGAGAACUAGUUAAGCGAUUUGGAGAUCGCGAGGAACGAUCAGCUGCUACCGAUCAUCGUGAGAAACGACGAGAAUAUGGGCGAGAAGAACGAAAAGACGAACGACGAGACGUUACCGCACGCGCUGAAAUCCGGGAGGACCAAAGAGAUGUUACCGCACUCGCUCAUGCAAGUGAGGAUGAACGUGAAAUAGGUCAGAGGUUUUAUGAUAACAAAGAACGAAUGGUUGCUACAAGAAUUGUUGAUAGGCGUGAAGAACGACGAGCACAUGCCAGAAGUGUUGAUGUGCGCGGCAUACGAGAAGACCAACCACAAGAUGUUACCACGCGGAUUUAUAAUCGCAAAGAACGAUCUGCUGGUACAAAGCGUUUCGACGAUCGUGAGGAACGACGAAAAAUUACCAGAGGUAUUGAUGAGGAGAAAAGACAAGAAGACGAACCAAUAAACACUGUAGCACGCGCUGAAACCAGUAAGGACCGACGAGAAUUAGAUCAGCAGUUUGAUGAUCGUGACGGACGAUCAGCCAGAGCAAGGAGUUCCGGUGACCGUGAGGAACGGUUAACUGCCAAUAGUAUUAAUAAGCGGGAAUCACGAAAAGGCGAGCGACGAGAUGCUACAACUCGCGCUGAAGCUCGAGAGGACAAACGAGAAGCAGCUCGGCGAUUUGAUGACCUCGAAAGACAAGAAGAUGAACGAAGAAAUACUAUAGCACGCGCGGAAACCCAUGAGUACCGCCAAGAACUAGCUCGACAGAUUGCUAAUCGCAAAGAACGAUCUGCUGAUACAAAACGUAUUGAUGACCGUGAGGAACGACGAGCACAUGCCAGGAGUGUUGAUGAGCGCGAAAGACGAGAAGGUGAACUGCGAGAUGUUUUCGAUAGCGCUGAGAUCCGUAAGAACGGACGAGAAUCAACCCAGCGAUUUGAUGAUCACGAAGAACGAUCUGCAGCUAGCAAACAAAUUGAUGAGCAUGAGGAACGACAAACAAUCGGCAAAAGUCUUGAUGAGCGAGAAAGACAAGAAAAUGAACAUAGAGAUGCUAUAGUACGCGCUGACAACAUUAUGUACCGCCGAAAUCUAGUUCAGCGCGAAGAACGAUCAAUUAUUUCCAGGCGGUUGGAUGAGCGUGAUCAACGACGAACACUCGAGAGAAGUGUUGAUGAGAGGGAAAUGCGAGAAGAAGAACGAGAAGAUGUUACUACUCGCGCUAAUGCGCGUGACGCCCGUGACGACCGACGAGAACUAGCCCGGCGAUUUGAUUAUCGCGACGAGCGAUCAGCUGCUACCAUACGUAUUGAUGAGCGUGAGGAAAGGCGAACAAUCGGCAGAAGUGUUGAUGAGCGUGAAAGACGAGAAGAAGAACGAAGAGACGCUACUACUCGCGCUGAAAGUCAUGACGAGCGACAAUUAACCCAGCGGUUUGAUGAUCGCCAAGAACGAUCAGAUGCCACCAAACGAAUUGAUGAGCGUGAGGAACGGCGAGCAAUCGGCAGAAGUGUUGAGCGAGAAAGACGAGAAGAUGAACACAGAGAUGCUAUCGCACGCGCUGAAAACCUUGAGGACCGACGAAAUCUAGGUCAACGCUUUUCUGAUCGCGAGGAACGAUCAGUUACUACCAGAAAGUUUGAUGCCCAUAAGGAACGACGGACAAUCGACAAAAGAAUUGAUGAUCGGGAAAGACGAGAUCGCGAGGAGCGAUCAGCUGCUACCAGACGGGUUGCUGAGCGUAAGGAUCGGCGAGAAAUCGGCAAAAGUGUUACUGAGCGCGAAAGACGAGAAGACGAAGGACAAGAUGCUACCACACGCGCUGAAUUCCGGGAGGACCGUCGAGAUGUUAUCCCAGAACAAUUUGCUCCUUCUAAACGAAUUGUCGAGCGCGAAGAACGACAAACAAUCGAUAGAAGUGUUGAUGAGCCAGAAAGACGAGAAGAUGAACGAAAGUAUGCUAUUGUCGGCACUAACAACCUUAAGGACCGAAGAAAUCUAGGUAAGCGCUUUGCUGAUCGCGAAGAACGAUCAAUUACUUCCAGGCGGUUCGAUGAGCGUGAGCAGCGACGAACAAUCGACAAACGAAUUGGUGAGCGGGAAAGACGAUAUGAAGUGAGAAAAGACGCUAUUACUCUCCUUGGAGCUCGCGAGGACCGACGAGAAUUAACCCAGCGAUUUGAUGAUCGCGAGGAACGAUCAGCUGCUACCAGAUGGAUUGAUGACCGUGAGGAACGGGAAGAAAUUGGAAAAAGGGCUGUCGAGCAAGAAAGACGAGAAGAUGAACGACAAUAUGCUACUGCAAGCGUUUACGCCCGACGAGAAUUAACUCAGCGAUUUAAUGACCGUGAGGAUCUAUCUUUUAGUCCAAAGAGUUUCGAUAAUCGUGAGGACCAGCUAACAAUUGCCAAUGAAGUAAUUGAGCGAGAAUCACGAAAAGGCGCUAUCGCACGCGUUGAUGCCCGCGAGAACCGACGAGAACCAACUCGGCGGUUAGACGAACGUGAGGACCGACGAGAACCAACUUGGCGGUUAGAUGAGCAUGAUAACCGAAGAUCACAUGUCAGGAGUGUUGCUGAGCGCGAAAGACGAGAAGACGAAGAACAAGAUGCUACCACACGCGCUGAAUUCCGGAAGGACCGUCGAGAUGUUAGCGCAGAACAAUUUGCUCCUACCAAACGAAUUGGUGAGCGCGAAGAACGACAAACAAUCGAUAGAAGUGUUGACGAGCCAGAAAGACGAGAAGAGGAACGAAAAUAUGCUAUUGUAGGCACUAACAACCUUAAGGACCAAAGAAAUCUAGGUCAGCGCCUUACUGAUCGCGAAGAACGAUCAGUUGAUUCCAGGCGGUCGGACGAGCGUGAUCAACAACGAAUAUUCGACAGGAGUGUUUCUGAACAGGAACUGAGAAAAGAAGAACGAAGAGACGCUACUACUCGCGGUGAAGAUCGUGAGGGCCGACGAGAAUUAAUCCAGCGACUGGAUGAUCGCGAGGAACGAUCAGCUGCGGCCAGGCGACGUGACGAGCGUGAGGAACGGCGAGCAAUCGGCAGAGGUGUUCAUGAGCGAGAAAGACGGGAAGAUGAACGUCGAUAUGCUAUUACACGCGAUGACGCCCGACGAGAAUUAACCCAGCGGUUUGAUUACCGCGAGGAUCUAUCUCUUAGUCCAAGGAGUUUAGACAAUCGUGAGGACCGGCUAACAAUUUUCAGUGACGUAAUUGAGCGAGAAUCACGAAGAGACGAACGACGAGGCACUAUAGUACGUGCUGAUAACCGCGAGAACCGACGAGAACCAACUCGGCGAUUAAAUGAGCAUGACGACCGUCGACCACAUGUAAGGAGUGUUGCUGAGAGCGAAAGACAAGAUGCUACAACACGCGCUGAAUACCGAGAGGACCGUCGAAAUGUAAUCGCUGAACAAUUUGCUGCUAGCGGGCGGUUUUAUGAGCGUGAGGAACGACGAUCAAUCGAUAAAAGUUUUGAUGAGAGGAAAAGACGAGAUCCACGAGAUGCUAUCACACGCGUCGGAACCCUUGGAGACCGGCGAGAGCUAGGCCAGAAAUUUGAUGAUAGCGAAGAACGACGAACAAUCGAUAGUAACAUUAAUGAGCCAGAAAGACGAGAAGAUGGACGACGAGAUGCUAACGCACGGGUACAUGAGUUACAACGACGAAUAGCUCGUAGGAUUGAUGAUCACGUAAAACAUGGUGUGGGUACAAAGCAUUUCGAUGAGAGUGAGGAACGACGAGAAAUUGCCAGUAGUGCCAAUGAGUGGGAAAGACGAGAAGGCGAUAUAUCUGCUUCACAGAGGCAUAAUGAACGCGAAAAUCGUUUCGCCGCUAACAGGCUUUCCGGGGAUCGUGAGGAACGGGAAGUUACAAGCCUUCUUGACAAGCGCAACGCUUCAUUGCGCGUUGCUGACGGCGAAAAAAAUGUCUCAACAAUGCGCAUGGACUAUCGUUCAGUAGAAAGGACACAAGUACAGCGCUGCAAUGGUCGUGAGGAACAAUCCUUGUUUUUCAGACGUUUAGAUGGUGGUGCAGUCAACGUGGCCUUUAGCGGUCGGCAGAUGCAAUCAAAAGUCGAUAUAAAUGCCAAAGAGGAUGAUUUUCGAACAAGCACUGACACUCAAACGAAGCGCGGAUAUAUUUUACUUGGACAAGGGGCAAUAUUAGCUUUGGCUUUACUGAAAUCACUAAAGGGACACGACUUCGAGAUAAAAAAAGGGCAACGGCAAUAUUUUAGCAGUUCAUCGAAUUUAAUUGGUUUUUAAAAAUAUCUGAAUCAGGAAAAAUUUGAAAAUACUGGAAAUUGGAUUAAUGAAUUGUAUGUAUAUAAUAAAGAAGUGUACCUAAGGCAAAUCCUUGGCAAUAUCGCUGUGUUAUGCAAACAAUUAUAUAUUUAUGUGCGUACGUAUCAUAAAAAAGGCUAAUAUAAAGCAAAAGAAUACAAAAAAAUGUGAAUAAAUGUAAAUAUUUCGCCAAACCUGUUAUUAAUUCUGUACAAGUUAUUUAUU
Messenger RNA from Rhagoletis pomonella (apple maggot), 5558 nucleotides. RefSeq names its product trichohyalin-like. NCBI's taxonomy places the organism in Eukaryota, Metazoa, Arthropoda, Insecta, Diptera, Tephritidae. The record is from RefSeq and is a predicted model, not a curated record. The transcript has 2 exons. Bases 453 to 5315 code for a protein of 1620 amino acids.